Microsporum canis CBS 113480 is the source of this 978-nucleotide messenger RNA. RefSeq lists its product as hypothetical. NCBI's taxonomy places the organism in Eukaryota, Fungi, Ascomycota, Eurotiomycetes, Onygenales, Arthrodermataceae. The transcript has 3 exons. The coding region runs from base 1 to 978 and encodes 325 amino acids. The record is from RefSeq and is a predicted model, not a curated record.
AUGUCCGCUCUAUCAUUUCUCUACUCGCAGUUAUUCGUUCGUCUUCCUGUGCCAAAACAUGACUUUACUGGCCAGACUAUUGUCGUCACUGGCGGCAAUGCAGGACUUGGACUAGAAGCUGCGCGGUAUUUCCUAAAUCUGAAUGCAUCUGAAGUUAUCCUGGGGGUACGAAGUUUGGCCAAGGGCGAAAGUGCGGUGCAGGACCUGGAGAACUCUACUGGGCGAACAGGGCAAAUUCGUGUGUUUCAUGUGGAUAUGGAGAACUAUGCAUCAGUCCAGGAGUUUGCUGCCGCUGUUUCUAAACUGCCCAAGGUGGAUGUUCUCAUGCUCAAUGCUGGUAAGAUGGAGCAAAAAUUCUACCUAGCGGAAGAGGAUGAAAGUACAAUCACUGUCAACGUUGUCAGCACCAUGAUGCUUGCAUUACUGUUACUCCCGAAGCUACGUGCCUCAGCCGUUGACAAAGGGCCGAUUCCUCGGCUCUGUAUUGUGGCAUCCGACCGGCACGUCAUGACGAAUUUGCCUCAGUGGAAAACGCCAAAUACAUUUGUGACAUUGCGAAAGGAGACUAAAUCGGGGCCUGAUGAUAGGUACUACGUAUCGAAGCUGCUUCAGGUAUUGUGUAUGCGAGCAUUGGCAGCAGACAUUGCCUCCACAAAUCCUCGAGUCGUUGUCAAUGCCUUUACUCCAGGGUAUUGCCUUACUGGAUUAGUGAACAAAAUGACAGGCUUUUGGGGUUUCCAGUUACAGGUCAUGAAGGUUUUGGCCCGAACAGCCGUGGAAGGAUCCCGGACGUUAAUUCACGCCGCUAGUUUGGGCUGGGAAGGGCAUGGACAGUACCUCAACGACUGCAAGAUUGACGAGGGCGCUUUGUCCAAAUUCGUUAAGAGCGUCGAGGGCGCGCAAGCACAGAAGAAGGUUUGGGGAGAACUCCUGGAGAAAUUGGAAAGAAUUGUACCUGGAAUAUCUGGCAAUAUUUGA